Camelus dromedarius (Arabian camel) is the source of this 764-nucleotide messenger RNA. It is a transcript of the gene MRPL57, whose product is annotated as mitochondrial ribosomal protein L57. Gene Ontology annotation, biological process: mitochondrial translation. NCBI's taxonomy places the organism in Eukaryota, Metazoa, Chordata, Mammalia, Artiodactyla, Camelidae. The record is from RefSeq and is a predicted model, not a curated record. The transcript has 2 exons. Gene Ontology annotation, cellular component: mitochondrial ribosome. Gene Ontology annotation, molecular function: structural constituent of ribosome. Bases 84 to 392 code for a protein of 102 amino acids.
ACUUCCGGCGUCGUGUUGUCGCACUUCCGGCGUCGUGUCGGCCGGCAUGCGAAGGGGCGGCGGGGCAGGCGCACGCAGGCGCCAUGUUCCUGACCGCGCUGCUCCGGCGCAGCCGCAUCCCCGGCAGGCAGUGGACCGGGAAGCACCGGCGGCCGCGGCCCGUGUCUGACCAGGCGAAGCGAAACAUGGUCCGCCGCCUGGAGACCGAGACAGAGAACCACUACUGGCUGAGCCGGCCCUACCUCACAGCCGAGCAGGAGUACGGCCACGCCGCGGCCCGCAGGGCGGCCGCUUUCGAGGCCAUCAAGGCGGCGCAGGCGGCCCGGUUCCCGGCGCACAGAUCCUUGGAGGCCCAGCUCGCCCACCUCGACGUCACCAAGAAGUGGUCCUGAUCGCGAGCCACCGCAGCCGGCCGAGGGAUGCCUGGGAGCCCGCGGGCGGCCUGCGGAGCCGCCGGCGCCGGGAGCGGACUGUCUGCGGACGGGGGUCCUGGACUCCGCGCUCCCCGCCGCCCCGAGGCUCGUCUCGGUCGUGUCGGUUUCAUUUCUCUCCCCGAUACGAGGAAAGCAGGAGGGCCCUGGUCCCGGAGGGUGCAUGGUGCUGCAGUAAAGCCACAGGCUGUGUUCCGGCUCCUGUGCUUCCGUGGGAUGUGCUCGCUGGGGCUUUGUGGUGCAACGUUAGUUCGUUUACCUUCUGUCAAAAAUAGUUGCCUGAGCGUAAAUGAAGAAGUGUGCUUUUUCAAUUAAACAUACUCUUGAAAACUG